This is a messenger RNA of Musca domestica (house fly), 5704 nucleotides long. RefSeq names its product homeobox protein invected-like. The coding region runs from base 33 to 617 and encodes 194 amino acids. NCBI's taxonomy places the organism in Eukaryota, Metazoa, Arthropoda, Insecta, Diptera, Muscidae. Gene Ontology annotation, biological process: regulation of transcription by RNA polymerase II; multicellular organism development; neuron differentiation. The transcript has 2 exons. Gene Ontology annotation, molecular function: DNA-binding transcription factor activity, RNA polymerase II-specific; RNA polymerase II cis-regulatory region sequence-specific DNA binding. Gene Ontology annotation, cellular component: nucleus. The record is from RefSeq and is a predicted model, not a curated record.
UAUGUUUGUUUUAUUUGCUUUAAGGAAUUUUUAUGUCUUUUUCCCUUUAUUCGCUUUACGCAACAAUUUCUAAUUGUUUUGGUUUUCUCUGCAUCUCUCCCAUCCCAUUUUUUUGUUUAGGUCCACGGGUGCGAAAACCUAAGAAAGCCACUGGGCCAAAUGAUAAAGCCAACUCACCAACUGGAACAUCCUCAUCCACAUCAGCCGGCAGUGGUGGUUCAGCGUCCGCAGCGGCGGCGUCAGCGGCAUCAUCCUCAUCAUCGUCGGAAGAUAAACGACCCCGGACGGCGUUUAGUGGUUCGCAAUUAGCAAGACUGAAGCAUGAAUUUAAUGAAAAUCGUUAUUUGACAGAAAAACGAAGACAACAGCUAAGCUCUGAGUUGGGCUUGAAUGAGGCCCAAAUCAAAAUAUGGUUUCAAAACAAACGAGCCAAAUUGAAAAAGUCAAGUGGUGUUAAAAAUCCCCUGGCCCUGCAGCUAAUGGCCCAGGGUCUGUAUAAUCAUUCGACCAUACCAUUGACCCGCGAAGAAGAAGAGCUCCAAGAGCUACAGGAACGUGAGAAAUCGGCCAACAACAAUAACCUGACACAACCAACCGCCAGUGCGGUGUCCUCUUAAGAGUUGGAUAUUUUGUACAAAAAGAUUAGUUAUUGUAGUUUUAUUUUUGUAUGUACAUAGAAGCAAAAUAUUGUUAGGAAUUAGUCUUACUGAAUUUGUUAGUAGAAUUUCUGUAAAAAAGUGCGUUUCCUUGCCAAAAGGUAGAAGAAGAAUCAAUAACUGCUGCUCUUUAACUACAUAAUUAAAAAAAGCAAUAUUAGUAAUAAUGUUUAUAAACGUUAUUUGGGUUUGUAUUGAGAUUAAAAUGAUUUUUUGUUUUUUUUAAAAAAAAAACCUUAACCACAAAUUUUCUUAAGGGAUCUAUACAGUGAUAUAUUUAUGAAGAUUGGCAAAAAAAUGGAACAAAUCAACCGAAACUUGUAACUGAGGUCUAAAAUUCAAUGCUUGGGUAGGUAAUUUAUGGCAUGAACCCCUUUUGAAGUUAAAAGCUCGUAAGAGAAUAAUAUGCGAACUAAGCUAACUAAUCUCAGAAUUCUUCUCUUAUAUCCGAUAUGGGAAUUUCUAUAAGCUUAAGUUCGAAAAGUGUAACAUCAAUGACUGCAACACGGUGGUCUCCAAGUGCGGACUUGCAGUAACUCCCAAAGGUCUUAAUAGUUUUGUAAAUUUUUAUCAAACUGCUCAACUCAUUUUAAAAAGGAUUUCUCUGGAAAGUCAAAAAAAAAAAAUACUUACUCAUUGGCAAGGAAAAGCUGAUCAUUUCGUUCUUUUUAAACCAGUAAGGAAAGGUCGAAAGUCAGGCGGUGCUGACUGUAUGAUACCUUACACCACUAUACGGAACUAUGAACCUGCGUUGAAUGCAUAUCAUGGCUUUAGCGUAGUCACAAAUUCGGGAAUACAUCCAACUCUGAAUCGAUUUUCAGCAAAUUUGUUGCAGGCUUUUGUACCCUAGUACCAAAUAAUAUUGCUGUAUAGUGCAUGAUAUGACUUCGAUAUGAAUUAUACAAAAAAUAUUUUCAGGAGCUAAAGAUAUACCGGACCGAGCGUCCAAUCUAUUCAAUUUGGGCUUAUAUUACAUAUACAGGGUGAGAGAAAAAAUAAACUGCAACAAAGUCAAACGCCAUAAUUUUUACAUUUUUUUUGAGUGAAAGCAAGAAAUAUCGGAAAUAGCAUCAAAUUUUAGAAUAAAUUUAGAUUUGUUUGAAUUGUUCACGAAUUAUGGCCUUCAAACGGUCAAUGAAACCGUCACACGCUGCCCGAAUGUUGCUCUGCGAUAUUUUGGCCCAUUCCCGGCGAAGCGCUUGCUUGAGGUGAGCGACACAUUGGUAUUUUUUAGUGCCAACCAUGCUUUCCAAAAUAUUCCAGACACAAUAGUCCCACGGAUUGGUAUCCGGAGAUUUAGGUGGCCAUUGUGCGCUGGAAAUGAAGCGAGAAACCUCAUUUUGUAAGCACUCUUGAGUGGCGCGUGCUAAUUGCGAUGGUGCUGAGUUCUAUUGGAAUUUCCAAGGUCUGGGGCCAAAAUGUUUGCUUGCCCAAGGCUUUAAUACACCCUCCAUUUUUCGCUUUCUUUUCGCGAUAAUAUUCGGAAUUUAUUCUGAUGCCACGUUCGAGCGGAGAGCGACCAUCGGCUGUUAUGGCGGCCCACACCAUCACCAUGGCCGCGCUUAAGUUCCGGUGGCCAACCGAAGGUGUACAUUUUCAGCUGACCUCUUUGGGAAGUAAACACGAUCAUUUUGUUUGUUUACAACUCUUUAGCUCUUUUGAGUCUAUUUUCUUUAUCUUGCGGUGUAAGUUCUUGCACGUUUUGGAUUUUCAAUGGCUUUACCCCGAGCUCAUUUUUAAAUAUUUGCCGAAUAGAAUAUUGUGAUAUGUUCUGCUCACGAGCCAUUUUUCGGCAACUGUGACGCGGGUUUCAAUCAAGUCGCUUCUUUUCUUUUCGAACCAUUUCUGCUGAUGUUGCUGUUUUCUUCCGACCACUUCCUUGACAUCGGGCUACGCUACCAAUAUCACGAGACACGAGACACAAAAGAUUUAUUCACAUUUAAAUGCUGCUCUAACGAUAGCAACUUGUGGUUUUCCAGUCAAAUAUAAAGAAAUCACACUAUCACGCUUGAAUUCCAUCACGAAUAACGUUUUUUCUGGAAAAUUUUCACCAACAUGCUUUUGUACGCUUGUAAACAAUAUAAUCAGCUGUAACUGGAAUAAUGUUAACAGUUGUCGGAGGAGUGGCUUAGAAAUAACAGCAGUAGUAGUCACAAGUUGGGAACUAUAUCCAACUCUGGUGUGCAAUGUAAAAAUCAGAACCGAUCUCGAUAAAAUUUGGUAAAAGUAUUUUGGAGAUAUACCUGAUGUGCAGUAUCAAAUAUUCUUCUUGGACUUUGACACAAAAUCGGAUGAAACAUAUAUAUAUAGCUAUAUCGGAACCGAUUUUCAUUAGAUUUUAUGUACUUGCUGCUAUACUGAAUUCUGUCUUAAUUGCCAAAAUUCAGUCCAUUUGAGCUAAUAUUAGCCAUUUGGUGCACAAUAAACCUGGGUGAGAUACCACAUAUGGUCGACGAAGGUAUUCCAGACACAAAUAUUGGUAUAGGCAAAAUUACAAGAAAAUUGAACAUUUAUAUCCAAUUUUAUGCGAAAUCAUAAAUUCCAUAUUCAACUCAGGUUUCUGGGUGAGAGAAAUAUUUAGAUAGAGCAAGUUGUAAUAAAUCGGUUCUCAGACAUAUAUCAUCUUCACAACAGAUCUUGUUUUGAGCGUUUUGUUUUUCAAAAUCUUGAACCCUAUGUGGGGGGAGGUAUCAAAAGAAAUUGUCCGAUCACUACCAUAUUUAUAAUAGAUCUUGUGCUUAUAAAAAUAUUGAUUUGCCAAGUCCAAAUGGAAUCGGAUGUUAAUUUUGCGUUUUAGGAGCUUCAUGGAUAUUCAAAACUUUAACCCUUUGUGGGGGAGUUAUCAGAAGGAGUGGAGCGAUAUAUUCCAUCUUCAUAACAGAUCUUGUAUGAGUAGAAAUAAUGGAAUGUGUGCAAUAUGAAGAAAUUUGUAUGCUUAUUUCAAUUUUAUAAUCGUUGUGGUUAUUAGAAGGAGUGGAUCGAUAUAUCCCAUCUUCACAGAAGAUCUUGUGUGAGCAGAAAUAUAGAUUUGGAUGUUUACUUCGAUUUUAUAAUCGUUGGGGUUAUUAAACACUUUAACGCUAUUUGGGGGAAUGGUCCGAUCUCGACCAGCUUUAUAACAGGUCUUGUGUUAUUGGAAAUAUUGAGAUGUGCCAAGUCUGAAUGGAAUCCGAUGUUAACGUUCUGAAACGGAUUUGGUUCAAAGAGGCUUAGGGCCUGAAACCGUUGUUUCCAUGAUGCACAUUUUGACAAUAUCAAAUGAUAUAUAUCCUCUCUAAUCAUAUGGCUGAGAGUAUAAAAAGGAGGAACCCUUCGAAAACCUUGGCAGGAAUAUGAAACCUAGGAUCUUCUAUCCCAAAAGUUAUAAUAGAAUAUAUUCUAAUUUUAAAAGAUCAUUUGACGUAGGUAAAAGUACUUUAUAUUUAUGAGCUAUAUUUUAACCUGUCCUGGCUGCAAAUUAACUUUUCUGAUUAGUAGGAUAUAAUGAUUCCAUCUCAGAAAAAAAUCAAUAUAGAUUCUCCUCACUUGGCAAAAUUUUAUCUGUCUGGUUUUUGGGUUAAUUUUUUUUUUUUGACGAACUUUUUAAUAUCACAUGAUUUCAAAACACAUUUAAAAUGUUGCCGUCCUGUGUCGUCAUAAACCACGUGAUUCAUCUAAGAGCUUUCUUAGAGAGCAAAAUAAAACAAGUAAAGAAGUAUCGGUCGGUUUUGCCGACAGAUGUAUGCCCUCAGCCAAUGUUCAAUAUAUAUUUAGAUAUAGCAAGACAGAUGAAAGUAUUGAAAAUUGUGUCCCUUUGUGGGUGAGGUACCAGAAGGGGUUCGCAGAUGUAUAGCAUCUUCACAACAGAUCUUGUGUUAGCAAAAAUGUUUGGCUUUUUUGAGCAAAACAUUUUUGUUUUUCAAAAUCUUGAACCCUAUGUGGAGCAGGUAUUAAAAGAAAUGGCCCGAUCUCUACCAUCUUUAUAACAGAUCUUGUGUUGAUGGAAAUAUUUUAGAUGUAUCAUGUCUGAUUUCGCUUUUUAUGAGCUUCAUGGAUAUUCAAAAUUUUGAGAGUUUGUGAGGGAGUUACCAGAAGGAGCGGCCCGAUAUUGUCAAUCACCAGACCUAGCACUGACGCAAAUAUUGCAAAGUUGAAGCAAAAUUGGAUUAUCGGAUUGCGUAUUUUUUGAAAAUUUCGACCAUUUGUGGAGGAGGUACCAGAUGGAGUGGACCGAUAUAUUCUAUCUUAACUUAACUUAACAGACUUUGGCUUAAUACAAAUAUUGGGUUGUAUGAAAUUUGAAGACAAUCGGACUCUUAGAUCACAUUUUAUGAGAGUUGUAAUUAUUCACAAUUUUGACCAUUUGUGGGGGAGGUACUUAAUGGAGUGGACCGAUAUUAUCCAUUUGCACACCUGACUUAGCACUGACGCAAAAUAUUAGGAUGUACAAAGUUGUACAAAAAAUAUAUAUUUUUUGAUAAUUUCGACUUUUUGUGGGGGAGGUACCAGAAGGAGUUGACCGAUAUUGCCAAUCUCCGAACUCAAUCGAAGUUUGACAAAUAUACUACGAUGUACCAAGUUUGGACUAAAUCGGAUACACCCUGCGGAGGUUAUCGUGCGCACCAGCCAGACAGACAGACAGACGGACGGACAUCGCUAGAUCGACUCCAAAUUUUGUGAAACGGAUUUGGUCAAAAGAGGUCUGGAGGUCUCAAACCGUUAUUUCGACUAUACACGUUUUGACCGUAUCAAAUGAUAUAUCCCUCUGUAGCCAUAUGGCUAAGGGUAUAAUGGGAGCCAUCGAAUGUCAUAAUUAUAUGCUCACCAAUAUGUUUGGUCCAAUCGAGAAGCUUUACGCACAGCAUUGAAAUUUACAAAUGGACAUGCUCAAAACUGUUUGACCUUCUCCUUGAGGUAUUGCUUUUAAAACUUCGAGAAAGAGAGCAUUAUAUUUUUUGAAAUUAUCACUGAAAACACCUUCAAUUUGUAUUUUGACUAUAAAUUAUAUAAUUUUUAAUUCGUUUGUCUAGUCUUAGAUUUUAAGAUGUUUUACAUGUACAUAUUUUAGA